Parastagonospora nodorum SN15 is the source of this 3195-nucleotide messenger RNA. RefSeq lists its product as hypothetical. Gene Ontology annotation, biological process: transmembrane transport. Gene Ontology annotation, molecular function: NADP binding; transmembrane transporter activity; N,N-dimethylaniline monooxygenase activity. NCBI's taxonomy places the organism in Eukaryota, Fungi, Ascomycota, Dothideomycetes, Pleosporales, Phaeosphaeriaceae. The record is from RefSeq and is a predicted model, not a curated record. The transcript has 8 exons. Bases 1 to 3195 code for a protein of 1064 amino acids.
AUGUUCGGCCUUCAGUUCACCGCUUCGAAGACCCAGGUGGCUUCUUAUUUAUUUGGUGUCGCGCUCUUCAGUAUCAGUUUCCUGGUUUUCCUGAACAGCUCGAUAUCCUUCGUCAUCACGCAACGAAUUGGACAGUCGCGCGACGUUGGCGACGCUGUGGGCACACUGGGCUUCGUUGACGAGCUGGUCGCGCUGGUAGCUUGUCCAGCAUGGGGUCUCCUCAGCGACCGCGUAGGCGUGAGAAGUGUUGCUGUGGUGGGCUAUACAAUUGUCGGAGUCGCACUAUGGAUUCUAGUACAGGCAAAGAAUGUAUAUCCAGAGCUUCUGUUGGCGCGUAUUUUGUUCAGUCUGGGAGGGAGCGCGACCGCGACCAUGGUUACUGCCGUUCUGCCCGCCAUGACUUUUGUCAAGCCAGUGGAGCGUGAUCCACGAUCCCCGACCCGACGCACAAAUGGCACAUCGCAUGCGGUCGCAGCUUCCAUCUCGUCGGAACUCACCAUCACUCCUGCGCGCUUCCGUUCGAGCUCGAGAGAGCCUACUACCGCCACACGUACCAAGAAAGACACGGGGGCUUCUACGUCACAGCUUGCUGGUCUAGUCGGCAUGUUUACAGGUUGUGGAGCCCUCGUCGCUCUGCUGCUAUUCUUGCCAUUGCCGACUCGUUUCCAGGAAGCUGGCGACAGCCCAGCGAAAGCUGUUGCUAGUGCAUUUUAUGUUGUCGGCGCAAUCGCAAUAUUGGUGGCUUUGGGCUGCUUCUUCGGUCUUCGAAGUCUGCCAGGAGAAGAGGGCAAAGGCUGGAGACGCCUUGCCGGCAAGGACGAGACCAAAGCGACGGACACUCGCUCCACUCGAGACCUCGUGUUGAUAUACCCGCGUCUAUUCUGGCAAAGCGUCCGUCUCGGCUUCACCUCGUCCAACAUCGGACUGGGCUACAUGGGAGGCUUUGUCGCACGAGCAUCAUCCGUCGCAAUAUCACUGUUCAUCCCGCUCUUCACCAACCACUACUUCUUACAGACUGGAAGGUGCAAGGUUGACCCUUCGGAUCCAUCUAAUAUCAAGAGCGCCUGCCCGGAAGCAUAUAAACUUGCAGCAAUGCUCACAGGCAUCAGUCAGUUGAUAGCGCUCAUUUGCGCUCCAUUCUUCGGCUACCUGUCCGGCCGAUUCCCAAGAUACAACAUACCGCUCCUUGUCGCAGCUAUCGCUGGUAUUGUCGGAUACGCCUGGUUCGGAUCGUUGACCAGCCCGGACUAUCGCAGUGAGGAUGGGACCGGGGCCAUAUUCUUCAUCGUCGCUCUUCUUGGCAUCAGCCAGAUCGGUGCCAUUGUCUGCUCUCUGGCCUUACUUGGACGUGGCAUCAACAACGACGAAGCGGAACAUACAGAACUGACGCACGUUACUGAUGCGACCAACUCUACCUCACAUCCUUCUGCAGGCGCGACACCGCCGUCCAGCGCCCCAAUCACACCUGUAGAUGAGAACGCACCACUGCUUCUGCCAUCAAGUCAAUCUCGCCGUGCCUCAAUUCCCGAGGCACAGUCACACAACCAUAUCAAAGGCUCCAUAGCAGGAACAUAUAGCUUGCUAGGUGGCUUUGGUAUUCUGCUUCUCACCAAAGCAGGGGGGGCCUUGUUUGAUAGCACCGGGCCAGGUUCACCUUUUUAUAUGAUGGCUGCGUUCAAUGCACUCCUUUUGGUAGUCGGGGUAGGUGUCAGUGGUUGGCAGACUGCUCGACACCUGCAUCAGGUCGAGACGAGCAGUACACGCGUGUACUUCCUCCGCCUUGCGGGGUCCCCACGGAGGAGCUGCGGCUCUUCCGAAGUCGUGAUUGGUGCUCGCUACACCUUCCCUCGGCAAACCUUCCUCAACAAGACCAAAAGGUACCAAAAGACUUCCACGAACACCAGAAUGAAAGGCGAGAACACGCCUUAUGAAGUCAAUGGUCGCGCAGAAAUGGGGUCGACCCACUUCUGGGCGGGCCGGAAUGGACGGGACAAUAUGUGGCGAGGAUUAGACGAUGGCAUAAGUAGGGCUGGCAUGAGCGGCCUCGGGCUUGCCGUGCAAAUCAUCAGAAACUUUGGAAUACGGAACUUUGAACUUGUCGAGAAGAGCGAAGACGUUGGCGGAACAUGGCUGGCGAAUACAUACCCAGGCUUUGCUUUGAACCCGGAUUGGAGUCGCAAAUACUCUAUGAGACCAGAAAUCCAGGCUUACUUCCGCUCAGUGGCCGAGCAAUAUCGCGUUGUUGAGCAUGUUCGCUUCCACUCGAUUGUUGAGAAAGCAGAGUGGAACGAUGGAGAAAAGGUGUGGAUCGUUACUGUGCUAGAUCUGAAGAGCAAGCAACAGACGGUUCGAAGAGCAAAAGUGCUGAUAUCAGGUGUUGGGUCACUUUCUGUGCCUAAGACAUGCGAUCUACCUGGUGCAGAUACCUAUAAGGGCAAGAUGUUCCACUCCGCACAGUGGGAUCACAGUUUUAAUUGGAAAGACAAAGAUGUAGUUGUCCUUGGCAAUGGAUGUUCAGCCACCCAAUUCCUGCCCAUAAUGGCCAGCCCACCGAAUCCUGUCCGCCGAAUCACGCAGUUUGCCCGACAAGCCCAAUACUUAUCUGAGCGCGAGAAUCCUGUCUACAGCCCCGCAUUCAAGGCUACUAUGCGCUACGUCCCACUUGCUAUGCGCCUGUACCGCUUCAAACAUUACUACGACAUGGAACGCGACUACGCCGGCUUUAACAUUGAGACCGGACGGCCAAUUCGCCAGUCCCUCGCCCAGGAGAACGAGGCUUAUGUGAAGAAGACGGCACCGCCGAAGUACUGGGAUGCGCUUAUUCCGAAGACCGAGAUUGGAUGCAAGCGAAAAGUUUUGGAUACUGAGUACUUGAAGAGCUUGUGGAAGGACAACGUCGAGCUUAUCAGCAACGAUCCGGCAGAGAGAAUCACGGAGACAGGGGUGGUGACGAAGAGUGGCAGGGAAAUCACGGCUGAUGCAAUUGUCUUGGCGAUUGGGUUUGCGACGCAACAGAUGCUAUGCCCCAUGGAGAUCGUAGGACGGGACGGAUUGAAGUUGAACGACUAUUGGGAUACAACAACCCAAGGCGUUGCACAAGCCUACUUCGGCACCGUAGUCCCUCACUUCCCCAACUUCUUCAUUCUCAUGGGUCCGGCCAUCUAUCUGUCAUUUACACUGUGGAAUGCCAAAUAA